Messenger RNA from Sporisorium graminicola, 1512 nucleotides. RefSeq lists its product as uncharacterized. The coding region runs from base 1 to 1512 and encodes 503 amino acids. Lineage: Eukaryota; Fungi; Basidiomycota; Ustilaginomycetes; Ustilaginales; Ustilaginaceae. The record is from RefSeq and is a predicted model, not a curated record. Gene Ontology annotation, molecular function: oxidoreductase activity. The transcript has 2 exons.
AUGUCUACCACCGAAGUAGAGACCCUCGUCAUCGGCGCCGGCCCUACCGGUCUGGGUGCUGCCAAGCGUCUCAACCAGCUCAACCACGGCCCAUGGCUCCUCAUCGAUGCCAACAAGGAGGCCGGUGGUCUCGCUUCCACCGACACCACCGACGAGGGUUUCCUCUUUGACGUCGGCGGACACGUCAUCUUCUCGCACUACCAGUACUUUGACGACAUGAUCAACGAGGCGCUCCCCAACAAGGAAGACUGGUACGAGCACCAGCGUGUGUCGUACGUUCGUUCCAAGAACGUCUGGGUCCCUUACCCGUACCAGAACAACAUCACCGUCCUUCCCGUCGAGGAGCAAGUCAAGUGCAUCGAGGGCAUGAUCGACGCUGCCGAGGAGCGUGCACGUGCCAAGGACGCCCCUACGACCUUUGACGAGUGGAUCAUGCGCAUGAUGGGUCAGGGUCUCGCUGACCUCUUCAUGCGCCCUUACAACUUCAAGGUGUGGGCUGUGCCUACCACCAUGAUGCAGUGCAAGUGGCUCGGUGAGCGUGUCGCUGCUCCCUCGCUCAAGCUUGUCGUCUCCAACACGCUCAACAAGAAGGUAGCCGGCAACUGGGGUCCCAACGCCACUUUCAAGUUCCCCGCUCGCGACGGUACUGGCGGUAUCUGGAAGGCGGUCGCACGCACCUUGCCCCAGGAGAAGCUGCUCUUCAACAAGCGCGUCAAGACUGUCGAUGCCGUCGCCCACACGGUCCAGCUCGACGAUGGCUCGAGCAUCAAGUACAAGCACCUCGUCAGCACCAUGCAGCUCGACUUUUUGAUCGACAACGUCAAGCUCCCCGCUGAGGAGAACCACGCCCAGCUCAAGGCUGCCGUCAAGGAGGGUCUUGUUUCGUCGUCGACCCAUGUCAUCGGUAUUGGCAUCCGUGGCUCGCUCCCACCCCGUAUCGGCGACAAGUGCUGGCUCUACUUCCCUGAAGACGACUGCCCCUUCUACCGUGCCACCAUCUUCUCCAACUACUCGCCUUACAACUGCCCUCAGGCCGACGUCAAACUGCCAACGCUGCAGUACGCCGACCCCAGCAAGGGAGCCCCCUCCAAGGAGGCCAAGGAGGGCCCUUACUGGUCGCUCAUGAUGGAGGUGUCCGAGUCGCACCUCAAGCCCGUGGACGCACAAAAGAUCCUGGCCGAGACGAUCCAGGGCUGCAUCAACACGGCGCUCAUCAACGCCGACGACGAGAUUGUGUCGACCUACCACCGCAAGUUCACGUUCGGCUACCCCACGCCAUCGCUGGGUCGAGAUGCUGCGCUCGCCACAUUGCUUCCCGCUCUUGAGAAGCACGACAUUUAUAGCCGUGGUCGCUUCGGUUCGUGGAAGUACGAGGUAGGCAACCAGGACCACUCGUCUGCGCUUGGCUGGGAGGCUGUCAACCGUGCUCUGCUGGGCACGCCCGAGCUUACGCUGCUCAACCCGGACUGGGUCAACGGUCGACGCAACCACGAGCUUCGUCUCACCAAGUAA